This is a messenger RNA of Hordeum vulgare subsp. vulgare (domesticated barley), 1640 nucleotides long. RefSeq lists its product as uncharacterized. The record is from RefSeq and is a predicted model, not a curated record. Bases 210 to 1385 code for a protein of 391 amino acids. The transcript has 2 exons. Lineage: Eukaryota; Viridiplantae; Streptophyta; Magnoliopsida; Poales; Poaceae.
CGACACCGGUAAGCAACAAAGUGGCGGCGCCCAUCCCUCCACCUCCACCUCCCUUCCUCCUUCCAUCUCGUACCACACGAGACAAGACAAUCGCUCGCUCUCGCGCCACGCCACCGCAGGGCUCAGGCCAAUCCAAAAAGGCAGCGGCCACCUAGCGCGCAUCUUCCUCCUCCCCUCCCAUCUCAUCUCUUGUUCCGCGCCACGCAGGCAUGAGCUCCUUCUUGUCAGCGCCGCGAGAGAACGACGGGAGGAGCCACGUCCGGCAGGGCAAGAAGAAGGACGAGGAGCCGGUGGAGCGCGCCCCGGCGCUCGACCUGCUCGACGACUACUGGUUCUUCAGCAACUCCCUCGGCGGCGGAAGGGACGACGCCGCCAGGGGGAGGACCAGGCCGCCGCUGCUGCCCAAGUCGCCGUCCACGUCCUCGGCCGGUGCGGCCAAGGCGCAGGACGCUUCCGGGUCCCGGAGGCUCCUCCGGACGCCGUCGCUCCCGGCGCCUCGCAUCGGGAUGAAGGACGAGGAGGAGGUGGUGGUGCAAGAGGGCGGCGGCCAUCAGCAGGAAGCCGAGGUGGAGGACGAUGAGAUGAACUGGAGCAAGAUUUACGAGGGCGUCCUGCGCACCAGGAUCGCCGAGGAAGGCGGCAGGUCGUCGGCGCUCAACCGGGCGCCGUCCAUGCCGGUCACGUCCUACACGGCCAUGGGCGACGCCAACGGCCGCCGGCCCGCCGGGGUCACCGCGUCAACGCCGAGCAUGCCCAGGCUCAGGCACUCCCACAGCACGCUCGAGAGGCACUACCGCUCGCACACGCCCACCAAGCCUGACCGGACGCCGAGGAUGGCAGGCGGCAGACCGGAGCGUGGCCCGCCGCGGCGCGACCUCCGAUCGUUCAGCGCGAACCAGCAGCCGGCCCUCGUCCGGGACAAGAGCAGCCUACAGGACAAGAUGUGGAAGAGCUCGAGCGCGCUGGAGUCGAUCGAGGUGCAGGGGUUCAAGGACCUGGGCUUCGUGUUCGACCAGGAGGAGCUGAGGGAGAGCCUGGCGGACGUCCUCCCGGGCCUCCGCGACGACAAGAUCACCAACAAGCCCCACAAGAGCUCUGUCUCCGGCUCCGUCUCCGGGUCAGGCAGCGCCAGCGACAACGACGACUCGACGACCGUCAACAACGCCAACGGAAUCGGCAUCGGCACCAGCAAUAGCAACGACGACGGGGUCGUGCGGCGGCCGUACCUGUCGGAGGCGUGGCAGCACGGGGCGCGGUCGGCGCCCCCCACGGCGGCGGCGGCGAUAAGGCUGCAGCAGGCGGACGCGAGGUCCGCGGCGGAGAUGAAGGACCAGAUACGCAUGUGGGCGCAGGCCGUCGCGUGCAACGUCCGACAAGAGUGUUAAAUGGCCGCCGGCGGCGCCGCCGCCUUGCUUGCUUCGUCCUGCACAAACCACGCCCACAGGCAGCAGAGGGAGAGGCCAUCAAGAUUGAGAAAACCACACCCACACUGCGUCCGAUGAUAUGAUAUGAUAUGAUAUGACACUCCGAAUUUUGUUACUUUUGCCUCCGCGGAAUAUACUUAGUUAGUAGUAGCUGUCCAAUGCUCUCCCAUGAUCGAUUUCUGGAAUAAAAACCUGUGGAAAUCACCCUAUUCUUUC